UUCUGAUAGUGCACAUCAAGUGAUCAGUACAGCGCCGCUUGUGUCUUAACGUCCGCCUUUGAAUUUACAUAAACUUACAAUGAAUUUCGCAAAGAUCCUAUCCUUCGUCUUCGCUCUGGUGCUGGCUUUGAGCAUGACCAGCGCUGCUCCCGAGCCCAGGUGGAAGAUCUUCAAGAAAAUUGAAAAAAUGGGCAGGAACAUCCGUGACGGCAUCGUCAAAGCGGGCCCGGCGAUCGAGGUCCUCGGUUCGGCUAAAGCCAUAGGAAAAUAAUCUUUAAAACGUACGCCAUAAAUACUAGUAUUAUUU
Messenger RNA from Bombyx mandarina (wild silkworm), 307 nucleotides. Its product is annotated as cecropin-B. The record is from RefSeq and is a predicted model, not a curated record. Gene Ontology annotation, cellular component: extracellular region. Gene Ontology annotation, biological process: antibacterial humoral response. NCBI's taxonomy places the organism in Eukaryota, Metazoa, Arthropoda, Insecta, Lepidoptera, Bombycidae.